Paramuricea clavata is the source of this 2141-nucleotide messenger RNA. The record is from the annotation of a GenBank genome assembly. NCBI's taxonomy places the organism in Eukaryota, Metazoa, Cnidaria, Anthozoa, Malacalcyonacea, Plexauridae.
AUGGCGUCCGAGAAAAUGAAAGAGAUUUUGCAGCAAUUAAAUCUGGGAAUACAAAUAGAGAAAUUUGAAGAGGAGAGAAUAGAUCCACAAGUUAUCCUCGCGUCGAGCGAUAACGAACUUGUUCGCCUUGGCAUUUGUACAAUUGGAGACAGAGUAAGAUUACGGGAAUUGUGUCGAGCAAGCGUGGAAGGUGAUAACCAGUCUAGUUCUGUUCAGGUAGAAAAUGUUGCAUCCCGAGUUGCGAACGAGAGGAAUCUCUUAUUUGCUCCAGGUUCAAGUGCUCGUUUCAAUCGUAGGUCAAAUAGAAACGGAAGUAAUACUGGGAGAAACAAACCUACUCAAAAAUUAAAGAGGCCCUGGACCGUUCACUUUGUGUGUCUGGCAGAUAGAUUAUCAGUAAAAGUACCCAAUGCCCACGAGAAACAAGUUCUCCAUGCAGCUGGUCUGGGGAGCAAAAAGAUUAAGCUUGAUUUAGACGAUGAUGAACAAGCGGUUCUGAUGAAGUUGACUUCAGCAGAAUUGGUGAAUGGACAGGCAGUAGGUUUUCCUCAAUUAAAAGAUUGUGGAGGAUUUGAAAUGAUGAUCUGUUCAGCGAAUUGCAGACAACUAAGCAGUAUGGAUUGUGCAUGGGACGCACAAAGUCUCAAGUCCAGCUUGGGUGGUGGUCAGGCAAAGAUUUACCUGCGGCCAAUACAAAAGUCUAUUUCCACCAAGCCUGUUUCAGAUCAAAAAAGUAAAACUGACUUAAAGGAAAAGUGUCAGAUGUGCAAUAAACUUAUUCUGCUGUCUGACCUCCGGGUUCAUUUUAUGAUAUGCAGCAAGGUUCUCGACUCUGACAACGAAGACGAUGCUUCAACUAGUUGGGAAAGUGCUGAACUUGAAGGAGAAAGUCAAACAGAUUCUACCAUCAUUGACACUCAAGGCACUCAACAAACUGAAGCAAGUGGAUCGGCUGCUCAGCCUAUAACAAUUGAUAAUGAAACAGAAACUCGUUUUGUUUCUAAUGAAGAGCAGCACACUCAAGCUAACUCUGCAAUAUUCAUUGAGCUAAAUGACAUUGAAAUGAAGGUCAAGGAAGUUGCUGAGCACUGUAAACAAACAGGAGUGGGCAAUAAUCCAACAGAAAUUCUACGUCACUUGCAGACGUCUUUGGUUUGUGGAAGGGCACUGGAGGUAACAUCUCCAGACGACUGUCCUGAAGGAAUUACCAACUUCGUGAUGAUUGAUCGUCAGAAUUUACUGCAAACUGCAUUCGAAGAGAUUCAGAGUCUUGAAAACAAGUUUAUCACACUUGAAGUUCAGUUUUAUAAUGAGGUUAGUUUUUAUUUAGUUUCGACCAGUCAUUAAAUACAUAUGGGGGGGGGGGGGGGGAUGGAGGAGAAACUCUAAAUUUGAAACUCUUUGGUGGUUUCUUGAUAUAUGAGCAUCCGUAACCUUGACCUCUUACCCUAACUCCAAUCUUGAUACCUAUUUUGGUUGCUCAUAUAAUGAGAAACCGCCCUGUUGUCGGUGUUCAAUAUCCCCCGGCCCCAUGUAAAUGAAAAAAAAAUCAAUAUGCCCCCCCCCACUCUCCAUCCCCCUCUCUCCAUAUUUAAUGACCGGUCCCUAAGUUACAAAGGGUACGUACAGUAGUCAGUGCAUGGCAUAACCAUUAAGGCCGCAAGGCAAAUCGGAUGCGAUUCAUUUUGUGCUGGUUACGUGUUCUGUAGCCAACACAAAAAUGGUGAUAAAUUCACUGUCACAGCUCUGUGGACACUUAAACCACGAAAAUGCUGUAAUUACUGUUAAAACAAAACUUCGUUGGUGUAAAAUUUACACCCCAUUGUCAAUAGAGCUGCAUUGGAUUUAUACCAAAUUGAGUGAAAACCCAGAAAUUAUGAGUAUUGCUUGUACUAUGCCAAGCUAGGUAUAUGAGGGUGUAUAAUCAAAUUAUUAUAGGGACCACAAAUGUAUCAUUCAUUCACAAGAACUUUUACACUUGGUAUAAUAAAAUUAUUUAGAUUACCUGCAAUGAAGAAAAUACUGACCAAUAGCUUAGUCAAAUGGUUUUAUCAUUUUAGCAAGCACAAGACUAUGGAGGCCCACGGAAAGAGUUUUUUGUUGUUGUUAUUACGUGCAAUCAAAGAGACCUACUUCGAUGA